This is a messenger RNA of Spodoptera exigua (beet armyworm), 2230 nucleotides long. NCBI's taxonomy places the organism in Eukaryota, Metazoa, Arthropoda, Insecta, Lepidoptera, Noctuidae. The record is from the annotation of a GenBank genome assembly.
AAUAUGAGUUAUCUUAACAUUACAUAAUAAUAUAUUAUUUACGCUAGCUUUCGAAGCGAGGUGUUAUUCUCUGAGUGACUUCCAAAGGAUUCAUAUUAACUACCAAAAAUGGAGGCUGUUGUUUUUGAUGGAAGCUCUCUUAACUUAUAUUACCAAAAGGACUACCCAUUACCGAAGCUGGAGAAUGAUGAUGACGUCAUCGUGAAGGUCCACUACUCAGGCAUCUGCGGCACUGAUCUCCAUAUCAUACAGGGUGAAUUCCCAGCUAUCAAGACCCGUCCCAUACCUUUGGGUCACGAGUCUUCAGGAGUCAUCCAUCAGGUUGGAAAGAACUCUAUCUUCAAAGUGGGACAGAAAGUUGUCAUCGACCCAAACACGUCUUGCAGCCUAUGUGACUUCUGCCGUAAGGGUAACUACCAGUACUGUCUGACCGCUGGUAUCAACAGCACCAUUGGCAUCUGGAAGGAUGGUGGCUGGGCGCAGUAUGUACGAGUGCCACAGAGCCAGGUCUUCGCACUACCCGAUGGGAUUACCACUGAACAAGCUGGUCUCUGUGAACCAUACUCCUGCGUGUCCCACGGCUUCGACCGCGCAUCCCCCCUCAAAGUAGGAGACAAGAUUCUCAUUCUUGGAGCUGGUAUCAUUGGUAACCUUUGGAUCACAACCCUGCAUCAUCAUGGACACAGGGAAGUCACUGUCUCCGAGAUGAACCCGACUAGGCUGGAUAUCGUCAAGCGAUUAGACACCGGCUUCAGGCUUGUUACACCCGAUAUUUUAGCUAAGGAGAAGACUACAUAUGACGUUAUCAUCGACUGCACAGGUGUGGGUAAGGUUAUGGAGAUAUCCUUCAACUACAUGAAGGAGGGAGGAAAAUACGUGCUGUUUGGAUGCUGCCCCCCUUCACACACCUCAUCACUGAACCCCUUCGACAUUUACAACAAGGAGCUGACCAUUAUUGGAGUGAAGAUUAAUCCAUUCAGCUUCCCAAGCGCCAUCAGCUGGCUGAAGGCUAUGGGUACCAGGUAUCUGGACUACCACAAACUUGGAGUGAAGACCUAUAAACUUUCGGAGUAUAAGCAAGCUAUGGAGGACUUGAAAAAGGGCAGCGUUGCCAAGGCCGUGUUCAAAAUUAACCAGGAUUAAACACACGGACAGACUUAUAUACAGACAAGUUAUGUAUUAUGAUAUUUAUUGAUGAGAGUUCAGAGGUUUAUAUGAAUCUACAAUAUGGAAGGGACACCUAGUUGCACUGAUAGACCAGAUUGUCGAACUAUUCUAUUACUAGCUUCCGCCCGCGGCUUCGCCUGCGUCGUAUGUUGAUGAAAAGUAGCCUAUGUCCUAUUUCAGAGUGUAUUGUCUGUCUGUCUGUCUUCUGCAAAAUUUCAUUCAGAUCCGUCAAGCCGUUUUCGCGUGAUUGAGUAACAAACAUCCAAACAUCGUAACUAUCGCAUUUAUAAUAUUAGUAAUACCAUAUGCUAACAACGCAUUCUAUCCUAUUUCGGCCACACAGUGCGCAGAGGCGAUGAAAGUCUGGAAAAAAAUAUUGUCGUUGGGAACACCGAACGCGUGGUCGUUCACCAACCAGAUGGACCGAUUAAGUGAAAGGUUCAUCGUCCUCCGAGUUCUUCACGGUAGUGAGAGAUGGAUCGAAACCGAUGGAGGCGGAUCAUCCGCUCCAGAUGUUACCCCGAUGCUGACCACGAUCCACAGACAUGAGGGACCGACUAUAAGAAGAAUAUUUUUUUUUUUGUUGAUUUUGGCAACUGAGAAGAAGAAUAUUAGUAAGAAGCUAAGAUGACGUUUCAAAAAGAAGCUAAGAUGACGUUUCAAAACUAAUUUGGCGACGCACAUAGAUUGACGACAAUGGUCAACAGAUGGCGUAACAAGUUCUAAAUCACGCUAGUGAAGUUCGCGCGCAAAUAAACACAAAUAGAAAAUCCCUACGUACAACUGUUGGCAGUAGUCCACUAGGCUAAUCACCUCGCCUGCUCGGAAGAUCCUCCUUUGCCGAUAUUAGAGAACUUUACUUUCUGUACCCUAAAGUAUGUAGAUUUGUCUUUGAGUACUGGCUUUUUGAGCUUGUGGUAGCAAAUGAAAGAAGUCUUCACUAAACUUCAGCUCAUUGGUUUUUGACCUCUUAACAAUAAGUAUCAUAAUUGGCUAGCAAUCAUUAUGAUGUGGAAAAAUACAGCUAAGCAAAUAGAAUUAAAGUUUUUGUUCUUGUUAAGGA